CCCUCACGCGGAGAUGGGGAGAGAAGUUUGCCUGCGGCGCAGUCCAGUGAACGUUUAGCGUGUAUCAUUUAGGGAACAGCAACAAGAGCCUCCGGAGAAGCUUUCCAAGGAUUGUUGAGGAAUAUCUGACUGACUCAGAAACACCACUCUCCAAGUUGACUUUUUUUUUGGCUCUUUUGAAGAAAAAAACAAAAAACAAUAUACCUUUCCUUAUCAUUGAUGUCGCCAAACUAGUGGGAAGCUCGGGUCAGUAGGACAGCGGCCGCACGCGGACUGUUGUCUGUCGGAGGGUGCUUUUUAAAUUUAGGUUCCCGGAGAAGGAAGAACAGAGCGAAACAGAAGGAAAAAAGAAGAAGAAGAAUAAGACAGUCCAAGAGAAGGCGAUAAAAGAGUCUGACUCAGAAUGAAUAACAACAAGAUCGAGAAAGAAAACGAGCAGAGUGAAUUCACCAACCACGAAGAGGAGGUCCGAACACUAUUUGUCAGUGGGCUACCACUGGAUAUUAAGCCGCGGGAGCUCUAUCUCCUGUUCAGACCAUUUAAGGGCUAUGAAGGCUCCUUGAUAAAACUCACUUCUAAACAGCCAGUGGGGUUUGUCAGCUUUGACAGCCGAUCAGAAGCGGAGGCUGCUAAGAAUGCCUUGAACGGGGUCCGGUUUGAUCCAGAGAUCCCCCAGACCCUUCGGCUGGAGUUCGCCAAGGCAAACACCAAGAUGGCCAAGAACAAGCUGGUUGGCACCCCCAACCCCCUUCCCUCCCAGCAGAGCCCCGGGCCACAGUUCAUUAGCAGAGACCCAUAUUCGCUGGCUCCCACCUGCAGAUGGAACUCCUCAGGGAUGGAAGUCCAGGCAGUUCUGCUGAAGCAGCAGCAGCCUCAUGGGCCUCAGGACAUUCUAGACCCCAGCCUCCAUCACACAUCGAGCCCACCCUCCCCAAAGUCCUUCCAACUUUUUUUUUUUUUUUUAUACUGUUACAUACUCAAAAUUUACCGGCAGCGCUUUGGCUACACCUCCUCUGACACCUCAAUGAAAGGUGCCGGGCAUGCAUGACAAAGGCUCACACACCCUUUGUUUACCAGUUGACUGCGUCGCCCGUGUUAACGUUAGCAGGGCUCUUGCUGUGCAUUCUGUAUAUGCAAGUGUACCAGAGGAGUGCACAUUUUAUGCAGCCACUUUGCAAGGCCAGAAGUAUGGAAGUGUGGCUAAAGCGCUGCUGGGUAAUAUUAUAAUACGACUAUAAUUAUUACUAUACUGUAUAUCAUUCAUAUUAAUGUUAUUAUGAUUAUUAAAUACAUGUUGAAGCAUGACUUUGCAAAAAAAGAAAAACAAAACCCAAUGCUGUACAUUUUUAGAUAUUUUAAAGAAAUACAAAAAAGUAUUUUUGUAAUCAAGACAAUGUUUGAAAUGGUUCUGUUUGAUAGGUUCAUGUCGUGCUUAAGUGUGUGAGGAACUUUCAUACUUGUAUUAUUUUGCCCUUCCUGUUUUGUGCCAUUAUAACAUGGUAAGUCGCCCUGCUAUACCAAAGCAGUCCUGUGGGUUUUUCUCUUGUCUUUUCUACAUACUGUGUGGAUUUUUAGGUUUGCUCAUGUGUGUCUUUUUGUGGUGUCUUUACCUGAUGAGGCAAACAUAUUAGUCCUUUGUCUGAUGUGCUUUGGUUCAACUAAGCAGUCAAUGUUAACUCUUGAGUGAUCCAGCUCAUAAUUUAUCAGUUAGAGGUAGCCAGACUUGUUACGAGAGGCAUUGACAGGAAUAAGCCGUCACUGGUGAAGGUAGUGACCCCAGAGACUGAAAAACAUGGCAAACUGAGCCCUGCUAUAAUUAGGAAUUUCAUUCAUUGUGUAGCAGGAGACAGCAGCACAGUAUAGAGAAACAAAAGACCAAAGGCAUUUUUUUUUUUUUACACUGGAGAGCUAUGUAGGCUAGUGGAAUAAUUCCAUUUUUGACUGCUUUGUAGUCUUCAGUCUGAUUUCUUAUGAAGUAUGAUGUUAUUUUUGCUGCAUGUCUCUUUUGGUGUCACUCCAAAGAGCAACUCUGCAUCUGAAAGGACAUUCACUUUAAGCAAUUUGUCUUUUUGUGUCUAUUUUUAGGGAGCCAACAUGAUUCAACCUGCUUUUGUAAAUGUUGAAUUUACAUAGUGAUGAUUGGAGUGUUAAAAAAAAAAUUAUAAUCUUUUUGUAAUCUUGUGUAUUCUGGGCCUGCAAUAACUUCUUUGCUGUUUGACAUAUCUUCAAGUGAUCAUAUUCCUGUGACAUUUUGAUGCCAAAAUUCUCAUUCAUGUCGCAUUCUUACAAAGAUAAACAGUGAUUCUUGUACUUCUUCUGAUAAGGCCAAGUCACAUUUCAGUGAUGUGAUCAAAAACUGAAAUACUGUAAGAAAAACAAUCUUUAGCCCAGGUGUGUACAAUCAUAUUGGAGUGGUUGAGUCAUAUAGUCAGUGUUUUUGAUGAAUAUUAAUAAUAAUAUGCACACUAUGUCAACCGAUAUUCUGGAGCAGUUUUUGCUUUUACAGACAUUUUUUAAGCCAAGUGUGGCACCAAAUUUAUUAGAACAAGUAUUUAUAAGGGGUGUGUGUGUGCGUGUGUGUUUUUAUGGGUAUUAUGUUUUUAAAGUUCAUAAAAGAUGCCCAUCAUAUAAUUAAUUGUAAGUAUUAUUGUAAGUUUAAUUGUAUAUUCAUUUGGUAAUUUUCUAGAGCUUCUUAUUGUGUUUGUAUCUGAUAUAUGAAUACUGUUUUACCUACAUAAUUCACUGUGAAAUCCAGAGAAAUACCUUUUGAACGAAUGGAUCUAUUUGUCUUUUGCCAGCAGUACGGUACAGAAGUUCCUGGAAAUGAAUAUGAUGACCCCUCCCUUUUGUCAAUGAGAACUAUUCCUUUCUCGUUUCAGUAUACCAUGUGCGUACCUGUGUGUUCUGUGCAUGUUCACGGCAUGUGUGUGUUCUUCUUUUCUUUUUCUUAAUGCAUACAGUACUGUUGAUAUUUAUGUACUUUAGCCGCUGUAAGGAGAAACUGUAUUUCAGUGAAUUGCAGAUGGUUUGUUUGUUUGAAACCAAAAAAAAAGGUGAUCAAAAUGAGAAGUUUUUAUGAAAAUGUUAAAUGAAGACAUUUCAGGCCGUCUGCCAUUAAAGAUUGACGUCAUC
Molecule: messenger RNA, 3132 nt
Organism: Perca fluviatilis (European perch)
Lineage: Eukaryota; Metazoa; Chordata; Actinopteri; Perciformes; Percidae
Product: RNA-binding protein with multiple splicing-like
Exons: 7
Coding region: 404-1048 (214 amino acids)
Molecular function (GO): mRNA binding
Source: RefSeq, a predicted model, not a curated record